This is a messenger RNA of Syngnathus typhle (broad-nosed pipefish), 3426 nucleotides long. RefSeq names its product solute carrier family 7 member 5 (gene slc7a5). Gene Ontology annotation, biological process: neutral amino acid transport; amino acid transmembrane transport. Gene Ontology annotation, cellular component: membrane. NCBI's taxonomy places the organism in Eukaryota, Metazoa, Chordata, Actinopteri, Syngnathiformes, Syngnathidae. The record is from RefSeq and is a predicted model, not a curated record. Gene Ontology annotation, molecular function: L-amino acid transmembrane transporter activity; neutral L-amino acid transmembrane transporter activity. The transcript is spliced from 10 exons. Bases 221 to 1726 code for a protein of 501 amino acids.
CUUGGAGGAGGAACGAAAAGGAAACACGGGGUAGCUCUCAACACACAGCGUCCGUGGAGUAGAAAACACGCUGCCCUGAUUCACGCCGAUUCACUCUCAGCGGAAGCCUCGUGGUUGAGCCUGGCCGGCAUCAGGCAGCGCACCGGCCAGCGAGGACGACAGCCCGUAACGUGUGGCACCAUAAAACGAAGGAAGCACGAAAAGGGAACUUAACGAAACCAUGUCGGGGGUUACAAAAAGAAACUCGAACUCCUCGUUGAGUAAGGAUGAGGACCCGCAGGUCACGGAGAAGAUGCUGGGGAGCCCCGCCAAAGCCGGUGGAGAGACAGGCGAGGAAACGGUCGCCUUAAAGAGAAACAUCACGCUGCUGAACGGCGUGGCCCUCAUCGUGGGCACCAUCAUCGGCUCGGGCAUCUUUGUCACGCCGACUGGUGUGGUGAAGGAGUGCGGCUCGGUGGGCUUGUCCCUGGUGGUGUGGGCUGUAUGCGGGGUCUUCUCCACGGUGGGAGCGCUGUGUUACGCCGAGCUGGGGACCACCAUCGCUAAGUCCGGAGGGGACUAUGCCUACAUCCUUGAGGUGUACGGCUCGCUGCCGGCUUUCCUCAAACUCUGGAUCGAACUGCUCAUCAUCCGGCCGUCCUCGCAGUACAUUGUCGCCUACGUUUUCGCCACAUACCUCCUCAAGCCCAUUUUCCCCGUGUGCUCGGUACCGGAGAACGGGGCUAAACUAGUGGCCUGCCUUUGCAUCCUCUUGUUGACCUUUGUGAACUGCUACAGCGUGAAGGCAGCGACCAGAGUUCAGGAUUUCUUCGCUGCAGCCAAGCUGUUGGCUCUGGCCCUGAUCAUCAUCAUUGGCUUUGUUAAGAUUGGUCAAGGCGGCACCGAUUCACUUCUCCCUGAAAAUUCCUUUGAGGGCUCUAAGUAUGAGUUUGGCAGCAUCGGUCUGGCGCUCUACAGUGGCCUGUUUGCUUACGGUGGUUGGAAUUACUUGAAUUUUGUUACUGAGGAGAUGAUCGAGCCUUACAAAAAUCUUCCUCGAGCCAUUAUCAUUUCUCUGCCAAUCGUGACAGCAGUGUAUGUUCUCACCAACCUGGCGUAUUUCACCACCCUCUCAACUGACGAGAUGCUCAACUCGGAGGCUGUGGCUGUGGAUUUUGGCAAUAAACACCUUGGUGUGAUGGCUUGGAUCAUUCCAGUGUUUGUGGGCUUGUCCUGCUUUGGCUCUGUCAAUGGUUCUCUCUUCACAUCAUCAAGGUUAUUCUUUGUGGGCUCCCGGGAAGGACACCUGCCCUGUCUGCUGUCAAUGAUCCAUCCGACCUUACUGACCCCGCUUCCUUCUCUAAUAUUCACUUGUGUAAUGACACUGCUUUACGCCUUCUCCAAUGACAUCUUCUCCGUCAUCAACUUCUUCAGCUUCUUCAACUGGCUCUGCAUCGCGUUGGCGAUUGUUGGGAUGAUGUGGCUCCGUCAUAAGAAGCCGGAGUUAGAAAGACCAAUUAAGGUGAAUAUCCUGCUCCCGGUGAGCUUUGUGCUUGCCUGCCUGUUCCUCAUCAUCGUAUCCUUCUGGAAGACUCCAAAAGAGUGCGGGAUUGGUUUUGGCAUCAUUGCCACCGGUCUACCGGUCUACUUCUUUGGUGUAGUAUGGAAGAACAAACCCAAGUGGCUGUUGGAUUCAAUUUUCUCAACCACGGUCUUUUGCCAGAAAGCAAUGGAGGUGGUGCCUUAGGUGUCUCAAGGGCUUCGAUCGUCUCCUCCAAGCUCCUCCGACAUCACAGCUCAACAGCCCUGAGCCCUGAUGAUCUCUCUCACUCGCUAUCCUCGCUCAACGACACACAACACACCACACGCCUACAUGCACGCACACACACACACACAUACACUUUGCAGGGUGAUGCCAAGAAGUGAUGAAGACCACAUCAUGCAAGAGUCUGAAGUACUGUACUUCAGUGUACAACUUUUUGUCCGCUGCUGUGUUGACUUCCGUUAGUCACUGACUAAUCUGCACUUAUGUUAGGGUCGUCUUUAUAUUCUGCUAUGAUGUAUGUUUUUAUUUUUAGUUCAGUUCUAAACAACCUUGGGCCAAGUAGUAUUAGCAGGAAGAAAUUCAAACAAAACAAAAAUUGCUGGAGCCUUUUAUUUUUUCUUGUAUUAGUCUCCAGUCUAAUAAUGUUUGUUAAACCAUCUUUGGGUAGUGACUCAACUUUUGAGUUGCUGGUUUAUGCCUCAUCUUAAUUACCAUAAUUUCCGGACUACUGAGCCACACCCUCUAAGUAGAAAAAAGAUUAAAGGAAUUUAUACACAUAUAGGGUCAUUCUCAGUCCAGACCAGUGGUUCUUAACCUGGGUUCGAUCGAACCCUAGGGGUUCGGUGAGUCAGUCUCAGGGGUUCAACAGAGCCUCCACUGAGGAGGUCCAAACAAACCUGAUUUAUCGUGUAAAUUCUGAUUUGCCAGUAUGUAAUUUGUUGAUUUCAUGCAUUGUGUUGGUUUUGUUCUUUGAACAAGGUGAUGUUCAUGCACGGCUCAUUUUGUGCACCAGUAAAAAACAUGAAUUUAAAAAAAUAUAUAUUUCACUAGCAAGGGGUUUGAUUAAUGCGCAUAUGAAACUGGUGGUGUUCGGUUCCUUCAACAAGGUUAAGAACCACUGGUCGAGUGGCAAAAUAACUGCCUGAGAUGGAUAAUAAAAAGUACAUUUUGCUGCUUAAGUCAUAUUCCACAAACGUUUAAUCGGAACUAUUAAUCAGAAUGCCAUGUUUAGACUAUUAUUAUAAAGAAAAUCUUUGGGUUGACUUCCCCUUUAAGCAGCAAAAGCGUGUGAAAAAAAUAGAGGCCCCUGGUCGGGAAAUUAUGCUACAUGCAAACACGAUUCAUUCUGCGGUCUGUGAGUCAGUUGAUUAGCAUAUGUAUGGAAAUAUGGUCAUAAUGCACAUUGGACUUUUUUUGUAAUCAACACCCAAAAAUGUUAGGUCCAUGUUUUCUGUCCUGGUGUGUGCAUGUGGGUAUGUCCUUAAUGGAAGAAGAGGGCGAUAGACAAGAGAUCCAUAAUAAUGCUUCAUUCAUGUCGAAAACGGUUUUAGUUUCUUGUCUUGGGGAUAGUUGACACACAUUAUGAACCCCUAGUUUGUCUUGUCAUCAUGUUUUCAUUUUCUUGGUUUCGGAAGAUGCGUUCCUCAACCUUUUAGGCACCCAAUUGUUGCCAUAGAGACAAUGUUGGACAACGUACAUCAUGUUAUUCUUUUUUCUUUUCUUCAAAGUACAGUACAAUCCUGCAGCCAUGAUGAGAUGUGGAUGGGGAAACUAACUUGUUUAGGACUGUAGAUAUUUUAUUUAUUUAUUUUCUAGAAAACACUGUUGGUUAAUAUUAAUCCCCUUUGUUUACAGUUCAUUUUAUGGAAAAAUACUUUUCAAAUAAAUGUUUUUGUCCUGCU